UGUCGUAGUAUUAGGUAGUAUUAGGUGUUAUGUCAUUAUUGUCCUCCGGGUAGCUGGUAGCUCCGCGGGCCUGCUUUAGUGCGCUGCCAACCCUUGUUCCUUUCCCGUGUCAAUGAUUGUCCUCCCCUCUCUCUCAUGGCGGAGACUAAAAUCAUAUAUCACAUAGACGAGGAGGAGACUCCGUAUCUGGUCAAACUCUCGGUUUCUCCGGAGAAAGUCACCUUAGCGGAUUUUAAAAAUGUCCUCAACAAUCGGCCGGUCAACAGCUACAAAUUCUUCUUCAAAUCCAUGGACCAGGAUUUUGGGGUCGUCAAAGAAGAGAUUUCCGAUGACAACGCCAAGCUGCCAUGCUUCAACGGGAGGGUAGUGUCCUGGUUGGUCCUAGCAGAGAGUUCACACUCCGAUGGAGGAUCUCAGUGCACAGAGAGCCAUCCCGAACUUCCCCCUCCCCUCGAAAGAACAGGGGGCAUUGGAGACUCGCGACCCCCGUCCUUCCAUGCCAAUGCAGUGAGCAGCCGCGACGGCCUGGACACGGAGACGGGAACAGAGUCCCUCCUGAGCCACCGCAGAGAGCGUGAAAGAGAGCGCGCACGCAGAAGAGCUCGAGAAACUGAGCUCCCACGCAUCAACGGUCACUCUAAAUCGGAGCGCACAGCGCGGGACUCGGCCAUGGGUUACGACAGCGCAUCCGUAAUGAGCAGCGAGCUGGAGUCCAGCUCGUUUGUUGACAGCGAGGAAGAGGAGGACGCCAGCAGGCUCAGCAGUUCCACAGAACAGAGUUCUUCUUCACAGCUGAUGCGCAGACACAAACGGCGCAGACGGAGGCACAAAGUGGCCAAGAUAGACCGGUCUUCAUCCUUCAGCAGUAUCACAGACUCCACCAUGAGCCUCAACAUCAUCACCGUCACUCUCAACAUGGAGAAGUACAACUUUCUGGGAAUCAGUAUUGUGGGUCAGAGUAAUGAUCGGGGAGACGGAGGUAUUUACAUCGGCUCCAUCAUGAAGGGAGGCGCUGUAGCUGCAGAUGGCAGAAUAGAACCUGGAGACAUGCUUCUGCAGGUGAAUGAUGUGAACUUUGAGAACAUGAGCAACGAUGACGCUGUGAGGAUCUUAAGAGAGAUCGUCUCAAAACCUGGUCCAAUCAGUCUUACUGUUGCCAAAUGUUGGGAUCCAUCUCCACGGAGUUACUUCACCAUCCCUCGAGCUGAACCAGUGAGACCCAUCGACCCUGCAGCAUGGAUUUCACACACCACAGCCCUGACAGGACCGUACCCACACUAUGAAUUUGACGACUUGCCUCUGUCUGCAAGUAAAACAGACAUGGCAACCAUCGUUAAGGUGAUGCAGCUGCCUGACUCAGGCCUCGAGAUACGAGACAGGAUGUGGUUGAAGAUCACCAUCGCCAACGCAGUCAUUGGUGCUGACGUGGUCGACUGGCUUUACUCCAGAGUCGAGGGAUUCAAGGAUCGACGAGAUGCAAGAAAGUAUGCAAGCAGUUUGCUGAAACAUGGCUACCUGAGACACACGGUCAACAAAAUCACCUUCUCUGAACAGUGCUACUAUACGUUUGGGGACCUCUGUCAAAAUAUGGCAUCAUUAAAUUUAAAUGAGGGAUCCAGCGGCGGAGGAUCUGAGCAGGACACUUUGGCACCUCUACCUCCUACCAACAACCCCUGGCCUCUGGGUGGGCAGCCGUUCCCCUACCCUCCUUUUCCCUCCGCGCCCCCCAGCUUUCCACCAGGAUACUCAGACCCGUGCCACAGUUUCCACAGCGGGAGCGCCGGCAGUCAGCACAGUGAGGGAAGCCGAAGCAGUGGAUCCAACCCCAGCGCAGGCAAAGACAGGCGCUCCCCGCAGGAGAAGUGUCAGAAGACGACGUGCAACGAGUCGGAGCUGGGCAUCCGCAUAGGGAGGCGCAGCGACAGGUCCGCCAGCCAAAUGAGCCAUCACAGCCACGCCCGGUCGAGCCUCAGCCACUCGCUCAGGAGCCACUCUCUCUCUCAGAACAACCACCCGUCCUUCAUCUACAGCCACGCCCUCUUCGCCCAGCCGGGCCCGAGCUCCUGUGCGCAGAGCGAGCGGAGCCACGCCUCCUCCUACGGCCCCCCAGGCUUGCCUCCCCCUUACUGUUUGGCUCAUCUGGCUCCCAAAACCUCAGUCAGCAGCAGCGCGCCACCCGGAGCCCCCCCUGGGAGAGAGCUGGCGUCCAUUCCUCCCGAGCUCACCGCCAGCCGCCAGUCGUUCCAGCACGCCAUGGGUAACCCCUGCGAGUUCUUCGUGGACAUCAUGUGACAGGACAGUGCCUUGAAAACACAGCGAGCACAAAACGUUCCUCUCUUCCUCAGUCUUUUUACCAGAAUGUAGAUGCCAAC
This is a messenger RNA of Nematolebias whitei (Rio pearlfish), 2372 nucleotides long. It is a transcript of the gene dvl1a, whose product is annotated as dishevelled segment polarity protein 1a. Gene Ontology annotation, molecular function: frizzled binding. The transcript has 15 exons. Gene Ontology annotation, cellular component: cytosol. NCBI's taxonomy places the organism in Eukaryota, Metazoa, Chordata, Actinopteri, Cyprinodontiformes, Rivulidae. The record is from RefSeq and is a predicted model, not a curated record. The coding region runs from base 136 to 2292 and encodes 718 amino acids. Gene Ontology annotation, biological process: intracellular signal transduction; canonical Wnt signaling pathway.